Molecule: messenger RNA, 1092 nt
Organism: Struthio camelus australis
Lineage: Eukaryota; Metazoa; Chordata; Aves; Struthioniformes; Struthionidae
Source: RefSeq, a predicted model, not a curated record
AUGAGGGUCCCCCUGGGCAGCCUCGGGCAGUGCCUGGCACGCUGCCUCUGCCGCAGCCGCAAGUUCGAUCCUGGCUCCGGCAUCGUCCGAGGGGACGGGACUGCGCACCCCAAGGUGCCCCACAACCUCCCUGCGUGGGCAGGCAGCCCCACAUUUCAGGUGGGACCGCAAGCAGAAGACAGGACCAGGCCUGGCGGGGGGGUUCUCUUCCUCGUCUUCCUCUUCCUCCUCCGCCCCGUCCUCCCUCCGCUCCGCGUGCAUGCUGCAUUCACCCCAUCCUGCACUGCUCCCUCCGUGCCCCCCCUUGCAGAGUAUAACGAUGGGUUGUGCCAUCUGCUAACCCACGCGUGCCCCGCUAUGAAGCCCCAGACCCUGGGAUUAGCUAAGGACGCCUGGGAGAUAGCGCGCGAGUCCAUCAGCCUCGACACGAAACUCGGCAUGGGAUGUUUCGGAGACGUGUGGAAGGGUACGUGGAACGGCACCACCAAGGUGGCGGUGAAGACGCUGAAGCCGGGCACCAUGUCGCCCGAGGCCUUCCUGGAGGAGGCUCAGAUCAUGAAGCGGCUGCGGCACGACAAGCUGGUGCAGCUGUACGCCGUGGUGUCGGAGGAGCCCAUCUACAUCGUCACCGAGUUCAUGAGCCAGGGUGAGCGGGGGGCAUGGCCCGGGGGUGGCCGAUACCUGAAGCUGCCCCAGCUGGUGGACAUGGCUGCCCAGAUCGCCGCGGGCAUGGCCUACAUCGAGAGGAUGAACUACAUCCACCGGGACCUCCGCGCCGCCAACAUCCUCGUGGGCGACAACCUGGUCUGCAAGAUCGCCGACUUCGGCCUCGCUCGCCUCAUCGAGGACAACGAGUACACGGCGCGCCAGGGCGCUAAGUUCCCCAUCAAGUGGACGGCGCCGGAGGCCGCGCUCUACGGGAAGUUCACCAUCAAGUCGGACGUCUGGUCCUUCGGCAUCCUCCUGACGGAGCUGGUGACCAAAGGCCGGGUGCCCUACCCAGGUACGGCCCCCGGCCGGGGCAGCGGGCACCCCGGGGGUUGCGAGCAGGGCAGGCUUUGACCCUUCCCAGUGCAGCAUCGCUGGGCAAGG